Messenger RNA from Ixodes scapularis (black-legged tick), 1341 nucleotides. RefSeq lists its product as uncharacterized. The record is from RefSeq and is a predicted model, not a curated record. Bases 1 to 1341 code for a protein of 446 amino acids. NCBI's taxonomy places the organism in Eukaryota, Metazoa, Arthropoda, Arachnida, Ixodida, Ixodidae. The transcript is spliced from 3 exons. Gene Ontology annotation, cellular component: membrane.
AUGGCUUGCGUGCAUCCCUACGGAACAGCUGUGGGUCGUGCAAAUGGAUUUGAGGAGACAACCAUAGCCUACAUCUUUACUUUCAUUCCUCUGAUCGCCAUAUUUUUCAAGCCUGCCUGCGGUUUCAUCGUCGACAGGACGCAAAACGCCACAGCAGUGUUGAUCGCUUUGCAAACGAUCGCUCUUGUAUCGUUUGGACUUGUCUUUACGAGCCAGUACAUCCAGACAGGGGACACAUAUAUGAGUGGGCUGCUGUCAUGCUCCGAUGGAAACGUAACAUUUAUGCGCGCACCUUCAAGUUGCACGGGACAGUCACUAAAGUGCAACUUCUCUUGUCGGCGAAACUUGCUGGGUGACAUCUCCUUCAAGGUCGAAGCAGAGAUCGCCCUCGGCAACCGUACUUCCACCGUCUGCAAGGCUGUAUGGAAUAGGACGGCAGGCCAUGAAAAAGACAGUUGCGAUUUCACCUGUCCGUGCCAGGAACGCUCGUCCAGAUUGGUCGCGUUCUACCUUUAUGUGGUGUUUGUGGUUCUAGCGUAUGUGGCUUCCGGGGCAGUGUACAUUAUAUCGGAUGCUGCGCUUUGCGAAUUACUGGGUGAUAAUGCGAAGUCCUUCGGACACAAUCGACUCUGGGGAACAUUGGGCUAUGGGGUCAGCAGUCCUCUUGUGGGUUUCUUCAUUGACGAAGCGAACAAGAUGACGGGAGGACGUUCCGGCUACACACCGGGUGUCGUCCUUUUUGCAAUUUUCCUUCUAAUAAAUAUUCUUCUGCUCUGCUUAACGCCGCGAUUGACAAUGAAAAGGGUAACGACUACUUUUUUCAGGGAUGUGAAAACUGUCUUCUAUUGCCUGGAAGUGAUAGUGUUCGCUCUCUGGACCUGUCUCCUCGGAUCAUUGUUCGCAUUCACUUCAUCGUUCAACGCGUGGCUGAUGGAAGACAUAGGAUCAUCCAAGCUUACAUUUGCGUGUUCAAUGGCGUUUGCCUCGUAUGCGGCGUCCUUUAUUGGAAGCUCUUUUGUUCGUAACCCGUGGUAUACGCUCCUCGCCGCCAUUCCCAACGGUAUCGCAUUUUCUAUGGCGCUGUCCUCCAUUACUGUGUUUGCCAAAGAGGCCGCUCCACCAGGCACAACUACCUUCGUGAUGUGCAUCCUGAACAUCUUAGGAUUUGAAGGAAUCGGUGCGGUAUUGGGAAGCCUCGUUGGGGGUACCGGUUUUGGCAAGUACGGAGGACGCGCUGCCUUCCGCUAUGCUGGAAUCGCUGCUUUCACCUGUGCGGUCCUCUGCUUGCUCUCUCGUAUCCUCAUUAGGAGAACGGUUAUAUUCAUUGUCAAGCCUUCUUAA